UUUCCCUGGUUUUGGGUUUGACUGUAAAGAUGUUUCCUGCAGCGCUCACCGUGUUACUGACUUUCUUGAGCCUCGCCGAGAGCAAACAGAAAGACUUUUAUACUUUCAAAGUAGUGAACAGCAGGGGGAAGUUGGUGUCUCUGGAAAAAUAUCGGGGUUCGGUGUCCCUGGCAGUGAACGUCGCCAGCGAAUGUGGCUACACUGAGGAACACUACAAAGACCUGCAGCAGCUCCAGCGGGACUUUGGCCCAUAUCACUUCAACGUGCUGGCUUUCCCCUGCAACCAGUUUGGACAGCAGGAGCCAGGCAGUGACAAGGAGAUUGACAGCUUUGUCCGCAGAGUCUAUGGAGUCUCCUUUCCUUUGUUCAGCAAAAUUGCCGUGGUUGGAACAGGAGCCAACAAUGUCUACAAGUACCUUGUUGAGGCAUCUGGAAAGGAGCCUGACUGGAAUUUCUGGAAGUAUCUAAUUGAUGUUAACGGCCAAGUGGUGGAUGCAUGGGGACCAAAAGUUUCUGUCAAAGAUAUCCGGCCCAAAAUCGCUGAAAUGGUGCGGCAAAUAAUCUUAAAGAAGAAAGAAGAGCUUUAACACUUUGCUUCAAGACCAUUCGCUACUUAGUGUUCUGCAGUUGCAGCACAUGAACCAAAGGGGAGAAAACUGUACACAUUUAUUGCAUUUAGAAUCUGUUGUUAUUCAAAUUUGUUGCUUUCUGAAAGCACUGAUUAAACACUACUAUGCAAUUUCUAUGUAAAUUGUUGGGUGUAUAACAUUUAUAACAUGUAUAACACCCAAAAGCACCCAUUUCCAAAUGUGGUUUUUGCAUUUGCUUUCAUUCAUUCUAAUUUUU
This is a messenger RNA of Archocentrus centrarchus (flier cichlid), 846 nucleotides long. It is a transcript of the gene gpx7, whose product is annotated as glutathione peroxidase 7. Gene Ontology annotation, biological process: response to oxidative stress. Bases 30 to 587 code for a protein of 185 amino acids. NCBI's taxonomy places the organism in Eukaryota, Metazoa, Chordata, Actinopteri, Cichliformes, Cichlidae. The record is from RefSeq and is a predicted model, not a curated record. Gene Ontology annotation, molecular function: glutathione peroxidase activity. The transcript is spliced from 3 exons.